AUUUCAAGCUUCAUCACUAUAAGUACACGCAGCCUCUUGCAAAUGCCAUCACAAAGCAAAAUGAAGCUUCUCUUUGCCACCCUACUGCUUUCUUCUCUUCUUCUAAGCUCCUCUUUCUUGGAGACAGCCACGGCGUACGAAGAAUCAUCUUAUUGCAGCAGCAAGUGUACGGAUAGGUGCUCUGCCGCAGGGGUUAAGGAUAGAUGUCUGAAGUACUGUGGAAUAUGCUGUUCGGAGUGCAAAUGCGUUCCUUCUGGAACCUAUGGGAACAAGCAUGAGUGCCCUUGCUACAGGGACAAGCUCAACAAGAAGGGGAAGCCCAAAUGCCCUUGAUUCCUUCAAACUCAUGGAGACAGAUUGUGUGUUGUGUACGUUAGUUGUUUACAAAUGUUUAAGUUUUGUGUUAAGUCUAAUCUGUUUAUCUGUUAUCUGUUAUCUGUUAUCUCUGUCAGCUCAUGUGUUGGAUUCUUGCAUAAUCCUAAACUUCAAGUUUCCAAUAUCUGUUGAUGUUAGAUCUAAAUCCGAAUAAAUUAGACAUUCUGCGUAAA
Molecule: messenger RNA, 548 nt
Organism: Vigna umbellata (rice bean)
Lineage: Eukaryota; Viridiplantae; Streptophyta; Magnoliopsida; Fabales; Fabaceae
Product: Gibberellin-regulated family protein
Source: RefSeq, a predicted model, not a curated record